CAGAGACGUCGCUGGAACCCAGGGUGGCUGUCAUCUAACUUCUACAGCAACAAGUCCAGAUUACGGAAACACUGCUGAGAUGGGGAAAAUCAUCAUUUAUGAGCACGCCAACUUCCAGGGGUACUCCAAAGAACUCACCAGAGACGUUGCCAAUCUGAAAGAUGUAGAUUGGAAUGACUGUAUCUCCUCAGUGAAAGUAAUUGGACAACCUUGGGUGGCUUAUGAGCAUGACAACUAUAGGGGCCGGUUACUGGUAUUUGAGGAGGGAGAGCAUAGCUUUGUUGGUGAAGAGAUGAAUGACAAGAUCACUUCUCUGGUGUUGAUUACUGAAAAUUUACACAAUCCACAGAUCACUAUCUAUGAACAUGACCAAUAUCAAGGGAAGAGCAAGGUGAUAACAGAACCAACCAAUUUGGCUAGGGGUCAUUACAAUGACAUGGCGUCUUCUCAUAAAGUCCAGCGAGGUGCCUGGCUCUUGUGUGAACAUAGCGAUGGAAGUGGUUUUUGCUACAUUGCACGAGAGCAUGAACACCUUCCAAGUUACAGAGCAAUCAAUUUCAAUGACAAGCUUUCAUUUCUGCGUCCCCUUCUCCCUGGAAGUUGUGGUUACUGAUGGACU
Molecule: messenger RNA, 619 nt
Organism: Cygnus atratus (black swan)
Lineage: Eukaryota; Metazoa; Chordata; Aves; Anseriformes; Anatidae
Product: epidermal differentiation-specific protein-like
Exons: 2
Coding region: 80-613 (177 amino acids)
Biological process (GO): lens development in camera-type eye; visual perception
Molecular function (GO): structural constituent of eye lens
Source: RefSeq, a predicted model, not a curated record